AUGGUGGUCGUCGACGAUGAAGAGGUUGGGCCUUUUUUAAACAAAAAAAGAUUCAUUAUAAAAAAAAAGUCCGACUUUCGAAAUUACUAAUUAGCUUUGAGAAAAGAUACUCCUUCAAGCAGGAAAGUCGGGGCUGUUGUGACGUUUUCUGCGCGCUGGCGCAGCUUUGCGGUGUCUUUUGCUACAUAUCGUGUCCGCCGGUCCCAUCGAUCAUCACUAAUAAAUUGGCCUUUCAUCCGCCCAAAAAAGUUCUCUUUUUCCUGGCAUUGGUCAUUGACGAGUUGAGGGAGUUACGUACCAUCUGAGGUCGAAGGAGGAACCUGAGAAGACGAUCAACAGCGCCGUCGAGGUCAACGACGAGAACUUCGAGAUCGUCGUCCACAGCUUGCACGCUUCUCACCACACAGAGUUUCAGACUCCUUCUGAAAAUAUUGAGGUUGGAGAACGGAGAAAAAGCUGCAAAACGUAUAGUCUUUUCGAUCUUUGAAACUUUUGUCGAGGAAGUAGUGUAUGCAAUGAGAAACCGAAUUUUAAUCAUAAUGGGGAAUUCGAUAGUUUCCAAAAUUAAUUAUUACCACAUUGAAAAUACUGUUCUAUAAUUAUUCUUAGCAACCAUAUCUGGACUCGAACAAUCAUGAUAGGAAAAGUUGAAGGAACUUAAACAAAAAAAAUUCACCUGGGAUUUUUCAUGCGUUCACUGUGACAACUGCAUUCAAAAACCAUCUUGUGUGCGUACGAAGUCGGCCUUUGAAAAAGACCAAAGAUGCGAUUUUGGCUCAGCAGGUCCUACAUCUCGAAUGUCUAUGAUGCAAAUGAUUUUCACAGGUUCUUCUUUUUUGUCAACCCAAUUCUUCGGAUGUCGGAGGCUUUCUGCAGCCGGUUCUCAUGAAUCUUGUCAACUUUGCACAGGUUUUCGAAAUGGACGUUUACGCCUUUGAUUAUUCGGGGUAAGUGAGCAAGCACGAGAUCUCAUGAAGCUUGGAUCUACAGAUACGGCUAUUCUACUGGGAGUCCUUGUGAGAAGAACAUUUACGCGGAUGUGCGAGCUGUUUAUCAGCACAUCAGAGAAAAAAGACCGGAGAUGAAAGUUCAGCGGAAAAAAAGUUAGAAGUCAUGUAAUGGAGAAUCUUCAGAUCGUGUUGAUGGGGUUCAGUAUAGGAACGACGGCUGCUGUCGACUUAGCUUCAUCUAAUCCGGACGGUUGGUUUCGAGUUGUUUGAAAAGCUACAAAAUGAGGCUAUGAUACUUCAGGACUCGCUGGCGUGAUUUUGGUCGCUCCUUUCACCAGCGGACUUCGACUGAUGUCCUCCAAGCCGACCAAGAAAAAAUCUUGGUGCGUAGAUUCCUUCCGCAGGUUCGUUUUUGUAAGCUUUAAAAAGCUUCAUGGCUGAUUUUCUUCUUUUUUCACAAAACGAAAGAGUCUAGCUACGACAAAGUGAACAAGAUUAAUGCCCGCGUUUUGAUUUGCCAUGGGGACAAAGACGAGGUUAUACCCAUAGAACAUGGAAUGGCACUUCAUCAACGUCUGAAAAACCCAGUGAGCAUCCAUUGGAGGUAUGGUAUUGUUAUAUAAUUUUUGCUGUUUUCAGGUUACGGUUUCCAUAAUUCACGGGGCUAAUCAUCAAACGAUUUUGAGUGGUCGAUAUUCACAAACAUUCACUCGUAUAUUCAGGUUUCGGAAAAGAGCGAAUAUGCAGCUAGUUUUAUUUUCAGGUUUUUGAAAGACGAAACAGAAGUGAAUGGAGGCAACGAAACGAUAGAGUCUAUUUCAGGAAAUCCUCCAACUAACCCCAACUUUUCAAACAGUGCUGGCUGUCGAGAUCAAUGA
Molecule: messenger RNA, 1828 nt
Organism: Caenorhabditis auriculariae
Lineage: Eukaryota; Metazoa; Nematoda; Chromadorea; Rhabditida; Rhabditidae
Source: the annotation of a GenBank genome assembly